This is a messenger RNA of Aaosphaeria arxii CBS 175.79, 3599 nucleotides long. RefSeq lists its product as uncharacterized. The record is from RefSeq and is a predicted model, not a curated record. The coding region runs from base 142 to 3273 and encodes 1043 amino acids. Gene Ontology annotation, biological process: regulation of DNA-templated transcription. The transcript has 5 exons. Gene Ontology annotation, molecular function: DNA binding. Lineage: Eukaryota; Fungi; Ascomycota; Dothideomycetes; Pleosporales.
GAACCAGGAAGCGCGCCGCGCAUUUCACGCAUUGCACAAAGGGCAUUUCCACCACGUCGAACACAUUCGCAAACAAAUAAUAUCGUCUAUGCCUGUCUGAUCCGAGUCGCGUAAUCAUUUUGUGAGUGCGCACGUAGCACAAUGGCGCCGAACAAACCUCGAGAACCGUCCAUCGAUCGCACGCCGGAAUAUGAUGAAUUUAUGGGCAAACUCGCAGAAUAUCACGAGAAGCGAGGAACCCAUCUUGACCGCGAACCAAAGGUCGGACCCCGGCAUCUUGACCUUCUGCGUCUCUACAAGCGUGUUUGCGAAGAAGGCGGCUACGAUAAAGUCUCGGAUACCAAAGGCAACAAGCUCGCGUGGAGGAGGCUUGCAGGCGAAUUCCUCCCUGGAAGUCCCCAUCUAACGACCCAAGCUUUCAUUGUGAAAACCGCCUAUUAUAGGAACCUUGCCGCCUAUGAGAUCCAACACUUCCAUAAAAGGGAGCCACCGCCAAAAGAGAUCCUGGAAGAUGUAUCUGCGAAAGGAGGAGACUUGCUCACUCGUACGGUAGAGAAUUACUUCCGCCCUGCAAACAGAGAGACGGAGCGCCUGCGAACCGGAGAAGAUGAUUCCGACGACUCCGACGACUCUGGUGCAAGGAGCAAAACCCCAAAGGAAGACAAGAAGGAAGACAAGAUGGAUGUGGAUGAGCCAGGGAGUACUGGUAGAGUAACAAGGACUCUUCGCCAUGCGCCUCCGCAGCGGGUACUAUUCCAGCCCGAGAUAACAACACGGCAGACGCGACAGCCAGCUAGCAAUUCGACUCCGAGUCAACCCAGCGGACCUCCCAACGGCAUAUUGGGAGGUGGUGCUGGCGCUGUCAUUGCCAGCUAUGAACCUCGAACGACUGCGCCCUCUACCAUGAAACCCGUAGUAACUCCCUCCAACAACCCAGAACACUUCAGGAAUCUUCGCUUGAAAUACACCGUGAAUAGGAAAAACAAGCCGCAACCUACUCGGGGCAUGAUGUUGCCUGGCACUGGGUUUCCUGGUCCAAAUAUCUACCUUCGUGCUCUUCAUGCGCUACGCUCAAAGGUUCCCGAAGAGGAAGCUUAUGCACUUCAUCACCUCGUGAAAAUCUCACACGAACGUGGCGACAAAUACCGAUUCGAUCAGUUCCCGGGCCUGGCUGAAGCCUUAAUUGCGAAAGUCGUUGAAGUGUCCUCUCUAUUCUACGAUGUAAAAUGGGAGAUCUCGUAUAUUGAGGAGGAAUUGACCCGGCCGAACGUUCUCAAUGGUCUGUUCGGGACCAGAGAUCUCAUCACCAGGAUUGAGACCCUACAACCACUGGACCUUCAGGAUGAUCUUUUGCCAGAAGACGUGGCAAGAGCUUUGGGGAUGACCAACGAGGCAGCGCUCAUCAUUCGAAAUAUGGUCAUGCUAAACGAAAAUGCCGCGUUUGUAUCUAUGAUUCCGUCUAUUCGAGAUCUCAUCGUCAUCAUCUUGAAUCUGCCACAACAUGCAAUGGCCAUCGAGCUACAGCAUUACGCUCUCGAGAUCGCUGAACAACUAACAAAAUUCUGGAUCCUAGGGCCAAAGGACCCCGUUUACACCUCACUAUUAGCGCAGGUUGAUUCACAGGAUCGCGGGAAGAUCAUCACUUCCUUAAGAGCACUUGGCCGCAUUGGAAUGAAUCACGAAGCAACAAACAAGUUGACUAAUGUUCCAAGGAAAACCCUUCAGGCCAUAUGUGAUUGGUUGUUGGUGGAGGACGAGGAGCUGCGAAACGCCUGUCUGGACCUCUUGUAUCUAUAUACAGGAUUCACGGACAAUGUGGAGACGCUGAUCAAUGACAUAAAUGUCGAGGCCUUGGUCCAUCAGCUCGUGCGUUUGCUUCAAUACAACGAAGUCACGUUCGAAGAACGCCGCCCGAACAGCAAAUCCCCGAAAUCAUCACAACCCGCCGAUGGCGCGCCAAAGCUAUCUGCUGCCAUCAUUGAGCACCUAGUUACAAUGGAUGAGCCCGAGAGAAGCUCCCAGUGGUUACGGACAUGCUUUGAAGAAGACAGCGCCGGAGAGAUCACCCAAAUCCAGCUAUGGUCCGCGUACAAUGCUGCCUUCCAGGACGUAAUGUCUAAAAACCAGCAACAUCAGCAGCCGCAGCCUCACAAAGCUCUUAUGCCAGCUAAAGAUUUCAUCACAAAUGUCUCCACGACUUUCUCGAGCGCAUCUGCCCAGGUUCUCCAAGUGAAUGGCCAACCCAAAUAUACAAUCAGAGGCAUCAGGCCUCGCUCCGUACCCGUGGAUCCUCUCACAAAGAAGGGCUAUAUGCGAUGCGCUUGGCACCCUCCAAAUCUAUUGAACGGAUACUCUGAUACGAAGCACUCCAACCCUUCCAUUGAGUGUGGCGAAUUCACACCGAGCGCAAAGGCCAUGUGGGAACACAUAGUUUCGGCGCAUCUCAAUAUUCCUCGGGAUGAGAAUAAUAAGUGGCUUCUCGAACGAAAGGAAGACGUUAACAUGGAGAAUGGAGACGUGGCCGCCGCAUCAAAGCCCAUCAAAUACUUCUGUCAUUGGGGUGGGUGCACACACUUCAAUCCCAAGGGAACCGAGUCCGCAUAUGAGGCAGGACAACACGUCAAAACACAUUUACCAGAUACUGGUAUUCUACAAUCGACCCAUGCUAAGCAUAACCGUACUUCAUCGAAUGCGACCAUCAUUACCAGCUCAGCCCAGAUCCAUCAUACCAACUUCCAACCUCAAUUUAGCCAACCUGUCGGCCUAGGAAGCCUCGGGAUGGGCGGCCGGUACAGUAACCAAAACGGCGGCUAUGGAUCUCGCGAUGCGGUACCCCCUACUGAGCCGUCACCAGUCUUGCGUUACUACAAUACACAGACCGAUGAACAGCAAGACGCUGCCGGGCUCCCACUCGCCUCCGUUCUUGUACUGCGCAACCUCGCCAGACAGCUAGGCAAGCUGAAUCCUCCUUCCUCAGUGCACGAAGUCCCGUCCUCUCCAACCUCGCUCAAGCGUACGCGUGACGCAAGCCCUGAACAGCGACGAUCGACUGGAGCAAAGAAGCCUCGCCUCAGUGACGCAGCGCGCGACGCACAACAUCGAGAACACGAGGAAUUUGAGAAGGAAGACCGAGAAGCCGAGACUGCACAAGGCUGGGUCCCCAGGAUCUUUGCGCCCGUCAAAGAUCAAUUGUUCUUCGUCAUGGCGCACAACUUGACCCUGAGGAAUUACAUGGUCGGGCUCUUCAAAGCCAUCAGCGCAGGCGGUGGUUGAAGCAGUAUUACAAGGAGUAAGCGGGCUUAAUGUUUCGGGCGUUUUUUGUUUCUCUCUCUCUAACUCCAAUUAUUUCCUUUCCCAAUUGUACCGAGCGGCAUCAAAAUUCUGGGAGUUUUACAUGUUUCAACGGGAUCCUUCCAAGAUACCUUCUGGGCGUAUCUGGAAUUAGGAAGAGUCAGUGCGGUAUUGUACGGAUCAUGUGUGCGUUAGGGAAGGGGAGAAAGUGUGCGCGCGUCCUCGAUGCUUCUUGUCCCAACAGGAAUAUUUAUUAGAGACCAAAUUCGAAACAUUGUAUUAUCCUUUUUUCAAAGAGUAUAUCCCUC